AUGCAAACUAGAAAUGCCAUUUCUUGGAUAAAGGAAGAGAUUACUCGAUCCAUUUCCGUAUCGCUCAUAAUAUAUAUAUUAAUUCGAGCACCUAUUUCAGAUGCAUAUCCCAUUUUUGCACAACAGGGAUAUGAAAAUCCGCGAGAAGCGACAGGUCGUAUUGUAUGUGCCAAUUGCCAUUUGGCUAAUAAGCCCGUGGAUAUUGAAGUUCCACAAACGGUACUUCCCGAUACUGUAUUUGAAGCGGUUGUUCGAAUUCCUUAUGAUAUGCAAAUCAAACAAGUUCUUGCUAAUGGUAAAAAGGGGGCUUUGAAUGUCGGGGCUGUUCUUAUUUUACCGGAGGGCUUUGAAUUGGCCCCCCCCGAUCGUAUUUCACCCGAGAUUAAAGAAAAGCUGGGUAAUCUCUCUUUUCAAAGCUAUCGUCCCACAAAAAAAAACAUUCUUGUGGUAGGUCCUGUUCCCGGCCAGAAAUAUAGUGAAAUCACCUUUCCUAUCCUUUCCCCCAAUCCCGCUACUGAGAGAGAUGUUCACUUCUUAAAAUAUCCAAUAUAUGUAGGCGGGAACAGGGGGAGGGGUCAAAUUUAUCCCGACGGGAGCAAGAGUAAUAAUACUGUGUAUAAUGCUACAGCAGCGGGGAUAGUAAAAAAAAUCAUACGAAAAGAAAAGGGGGGAUACGAAAUAACUAUAGCGGAUGCAUCGGAUGGACGUGAAGUGAUUGAUAUUAUACCUCCAGGACCGGAACUUCUUGUUUCGGAGGGUGAAUCUAUCAAACUUGAUCAACCAUUAACGAGUAAUCCUAAUGUGGGUGGAUUUGGUCAGGGGGAUGCAGAAAUAGUACUUCAAGAUCCGUUACGUGUCCAAGGUCUUUUGUUCUUCUUGGCAUCGAUUAUUUUGGCACAAAUCUUCUUGGUUCUUAAAAAGAAACAAUUUGAGAAGGUGCAAUUGUCCGAGAUGAAUUUCUAAUUUACAGGUCCGCGAAUUUAUGAACAUAUUAAGCCUAAGCCGGUAAAAGAACUAAAUUUUAGUCGAUAAAUUCUGUACUGUAAUUCUAUUCUGUAUAAUCAAAAAUUUAAGAAAAAGGACCGAACCUUUGAUUCUUUCGAGUCUUUUUCUACCGUAUUUAGAGAAUUCCUUGUACUGCAGUACUAGUCAGUCAUAGUAUAUAUAGUGAAGAAGACUAUUUUACUUUGCCUUUUUUCAACCCAAUAAAUUAGAGCAAUAUGAUUAUGUCACUGUUUUCAGAUUUCAAUGUCCUACAAUAGAAAACAAUUAUUAGUUCUUUAUUGUUGUAAUAUAAGAAAAAUAGUUGGAGAAUAUUAAGCACAGUAGAAAUCAAAAUAGGGAAAACGAGAUUCUAGGAUUCUAGGAGAGAUUUUUUUUUUAUCUUUUCCUAGAGUCCGAUUGUUUUUUGAUUGUAGCAAAAUAUCGAAAUAGAAAAUCUUUUCUAUUCUAUUUAUAUAGAAUAAUACUUGUUGAUUCCCUUCUUUGAGCGGAACCUUUAUGAGAUAAGAUAAAAUAUCAUCUUAAUGAAUACAGUAUACCACAUUAUGUAGUGGACAAACAAAAGAAGGGGGGGUUGACCCAACAAUAAGAUUUCGAAUAGAAAAAGGGAAUAAAGAUAGAAUAGAAUUAAGAAUAUAUUACAAUAGAAUUAAACAGAAUUCAUAUUAUUUCCAUUGCGAUAUCCCGAAAAAGUAAAUCAAAUGAUUCCCCUUUUAUUCUUUUUUUACUUUUCUUUCAACUUAAAUUGAAAGAAAUUUUCCUCUGGAAAAGACUUUUUUUAAUCAAAAAAUAAAGUUCAUUUUUAAAAAACAUUAAAAAAAAUUGAAAUGGACUUUUUUGAAACAUUGAAAAAAGUUAUCUAUUGAGUCAUUUAUAGAAUAAGAAAUCUUCUUCUUAUUAAGAACUCAACGGGACCCCCUCGAAUUCAUCAACAAAAAGAGUGGAUCCCUGUUGAGUUCUUCUUACACGUUCAUUUUGCAAACUCAAUUCAUCUGAUUACUACAGGGAUGAACCCAAUCCGGAAUAUGAACCAUAAAAGAAAAUACCAAUUAAACCGAUCACAGGAAUACCAGUUACAGUACCUAUUAUCCAAAGAGGAAUCCUUCCAGUAGUAUCGGCCAUUUAUCCCACUUUCCUCCACAUUUGAUCAGGUAGUCAUGCUAGUGACAUAAACAGUCAUAGAUAAUUAUGAAAUUAUAUCCUUCCGAAUGGGAUAAGAGAAUUCCGAAUACGUAUACGUAUUUAUUCCCUUUCUUCUAUUAAUUGAAGAAAUAAUUUGAAAAUAAAACAGCAAGUACAAAAA
This is a messenger RNA of Arachis duranensis, 2305 nucleotides long. Its product is annotated as cytochrome f. The record is from RefSeq and is a predicted model, not a curated record. Gene Ontology annotation, biological process: photosynthesis. NCBI's taxonomy places the organism in Eukaryota, Viridiplantae, Streptophyta, Magnoliopsida, Fabales, Fabaceae. Bases 1 to 963 code for a protein of 320 amino acids. Gene Ontology annotation, molecular function: iron ion binding; electron transfer activity; heme binding. The transcript has a single exon. Gene Ontology annotation, cellular component: chloroplast; thylakoid membrane.